GAAUACAACUCAAUAUGCCAACGAUUUCAUCUUACAGUUAACAAACAGAUAGUUUCUAUCAUUCGAAUACAGAAUACCAAAUUAUGGCAAAAAUAUGCUUUGACAAGGAAACAUAUACUAGAUGAUUUUGGAGUUCAGAAACUGAACGAGUUGCAUUUAUUCCAUGGUACAGACCAUCAAAAUAUCGAGCGAAUUUGUCAAGAGGGAUUUGACUGGAGAUUAUCUGUCAAGAAUGGUCAAGCAUAUGGCAAAGGUAGAUUAUAUAUAUACUAUCUAACAGCAGCAUCAACUUCAAAACAUUCUGAUAUAUCACAUACACUACUUCAGCCAAACAAUAUGAAUUCAUCGGCAAAAAUAAUUAAACAAAAACAUUACUUGCGUAAUUCAUAUUAUUCUUUCCACGGACUGCAGUAUAUGUUAGUAGCGCGAGUAGUUUGUGGACGCUCAACAAAUGGUUACAGUGGAUUAACAAGACCUCCUUCAGACCCAUCAGAUGCUAAAAAUAGACUAUUUAAUUCGGUGACUGACAGGUCUGAAAGCCCCCAGAUAUAUUGUAUUUUUGAUAGUGCUCAGUCCUACCCUGAAUAUUUAAUUGAAUAUACAAGUGUACAGAACGGUCAAUGA
Messenger RNA from Lottia gigantea (owl limpet), 624 nucleotides. RefSeq lists its product as hypothetical. The record is from RefSeq and is a predicted model, not a curated record. The transcript is spliced from 3 exons. Gene Ontology annotation, molecular function: NAD+ poly-ADP-ribosyltransferase activity. The annotation marks the transcript as partial. NCBI's taxonomy places the organism in Eukaryota, Metazoa, Mollusca, Gastropoda, Lottiidae.